This is a messenger RNA of Hevea brasiliensis (rubber tree), 2214 nucleotides long. RefSeq names its product receptor-like protein EIX1. Gene Ontology annotation, molecular function: protein binding. The transcript has 2 exons. NCBI's taxonomy places the organism in Eukaryota, Viridiplantae, Streptophyta, Magnoliopsida, Malpighiales, Euphorbiaceae. The record is from RefSeq and is a predicted model, not a curated record. The coding region runs from base 1 to 2214 and encodes 737 amino acids.
AUGGAAACAUCAUCACUUCUUCAAAUAUUAGUAAUUGUCAUCAAUUUUGUAAUAGGACUUGCUCAUAAUGGCAAUGCCCAGUUGGUGAAUUGCAAAGCAUCCGACAGAGAAGCUCUUAUUGAGUUCAAAAAUGGACUCUUGGAUCCAGAUAACCUUCUCUCAUCAUGGGAAGGAGACUUGAGUUUUAACAAAUUCUGGGGCAACAAAAUUCCUACAUUCUUUGAGCCUCUUGAGAGAUUGCAAUAUCUAAACUUGGCAUAUCCUGGAUUUGGUGGAAAAAUUCCUCCAAAUUUGGGAAACAUCUCUUCCUUGCAGCACCUUGACAUAUCUUCCUACCCCACUCAAAAUUUUUUUGUUGAUAAUCUUGAAUGGGUUACUGGUCUCACUUCCCUGACAUAUCUGGCAUUGGAUCGUGUUGACCUCUCAUUGGUAGGAUCAAAAUGGGUUGGAGCAUUUAGCAUGCUUCCAGCUUUAAGUGAAGUUCAAUUAUCUGAUUGUAACAUACAAAACUCCACUUUUUUUCUAAGCUUUGCUAAUUUUAGUUCACUUGUUGUCAUGAACCUCCGUUUUAACCACUUGAACCCUUUCCCCAUAUGGCUUGUGAAUAUCAGUAGCCUUUUAUAUGUUGAUCUCAGUUUUAACAGCAUGCAGGGGAGCAUUCCACUUGGUUUUUGCAAGUUACCAAAUCUGCGGCUCUUGAAUCUUAAGAAAAAUAAUCUCAGUGUCAGCAGCUAUCAACUACUCACGCAGAGCUGGAGCAAGGUAAAGUUUCUUCAAUUGUAUAACAAUUCUGUGCACGGUAAGCUAACUGCUUCCAUCGGAAGCAUGACAUCUCUCACUCAUCUUGAUUUGUCUAGCAAUUACAUUGAAGGUGGUAUUCAUAGCUCAAUCAGUAAACUUUGCUAUCUAGAAUACCUUGAUUUAUCACAUAACAAUCUUAAUGGAAAAUUACCUGAAGACCUUGAAGGAACAAAUAAUUGCCUUUGUAGAAGUCCGCUGCCCCAUUUGCAGAAAUUGUUGUUGAGCAACAAUCAGUUGUUUGGUAUGUUGCCAAGUUGGUUGGGUCAGCUUCAAAAUCAUGUUGAGCUCAGUUUGAAUUCUAACUUGUUCCAUGGAUCAGUGCCUGCUGCUCUGGGGGUAUUCAGAAGUCUAUCGAUUUUGAGACUUGAAGAAAAUAAACUAAAUGGAACUCUUCCAGAUAGUUGGGGACAAAUCUCAAAGUUGUCAUUGCUUUCUGUCUCUUCCAAUCAUUUGACUGGAAACCUCCCUGAAAGUUUGGGCAAACUUUCUCUGUUGGAAUACCUAGAUGUCUCUUCCAAUCGGUUGGUUGGUGUUGUCUCUGAAUCCCGCUUUUCAAAUCUUAAAAAGCUAAUAAUCUUGGGUUUAUCUUCCAACUCUUUCAUUUUUAAGGUCAGUCCUAAUUGGGUUCCUGCAUUUCAACUUCAGUCACUCAUGAUGCGUUCAUGCAAUCUGGGGCCUUCAUUUCCAGGUUGGCUUAAAUCUCAGAGAUGUAUUAUGGAAAUGGAUUUAUCGAAUGCUAAUAUUUCAGGCUCCAUACCCAGCUGGUUUUGGGAUAUUUCUUCCAGUCUCCAUUUGUUAAAUUUUUCUUCUAAUUUGCUACAAGGUCACCUACCGAGUACUAUCAGUGUAAAUUUUGGUGCCAUCAUUGAUUUAAGUUUCAAUCUUCUUGAAGGUCGCAUUCCACUUCCAAGUAACCAAACUGCAGUAUUAGAUCUCUCUAAUAACAAAUUUUCUGGUCCUAUCCCAGAAAAUGUAGGUGAUAUCUCAUUUUUCAUCCUUUCUUUCGCAAGCAACCAAAUUAUCAGUGCAAUCCCAACAUCUGUAGGGAGAAUGCAGACAGUGCAUGUCAUUGAUCUUUCAAGGAACAAUCUAACAGGACGAAUUCCUAAGAGCAUAGGGAACUGCGGUUUCUUGCAGAUCCUAGAUCUUCAGAACAACUAUUUAACAGGGAGAAUUCCAAGUUCUUUGGGUCAGCUAACUCAUCUUCAAACAAUACAUCUAAGGGACAACAUGAUCACUGGAAGACUACCUUCAUCUUUCAAAAAUUUGUCGAGGUUGAAAACUCUGGACCUUGGAUGCAACAGGUUGACUGGUAUAAUUCCACAAUGGAUUGGAGAUGCUUUUCCGGUUCUUCAAAUUCUUAGCUUGAGGUCAAACGCGUUUUCAGGAGAACUUCCCCGCAAGGGAUAUUGA